AGAGUUUUUCUUCAUCUUCUCUUCCAUCAUCAACACCAAGCCAACCCCCGCCAAUCAUGUCACUCCCAACUUCUUCUCCAUCGAAGAAGAUCACCCUCAGAUCCUCCGAUGAUGAGAUAUUUGAAGUAGAUGAAGAAGUCUUAUUGGAGUGCCAAACCAUCAAGCACAUGAUAGAUGAUGGCUGUGCCAACUCAAUCAUCCCAUUGCCGAAUGUGACCGGAAGAAUAAUGGUGAAGGUCAUAGAGUACUGCAAGAGGCAUCUGGAGGUGGCUGAAGAUAAGGAUGAGAUUUUCCCCAUAGAUGGGCAUCAAGCACUCAAGGACUGGGAUAUUAAGUUUGUGAAAGAAGUUAAGCAAGACCAAGCCGUUCUCUUUGGCUUGAUAAUGGCUGCAAACUAUCUGGACAUGAAGAACCUAAUGGAUUUAUUGUGCAAAAGCGUGGCUGAUAUGAUGAGGGGAAAAAGUCCGGAGGAGAUUCGAGAGAUUUUUCACAUCAAGAAUGACUUCACACCAGAGGAAGAAGAAGAAGUUCGUAAAGAGAAUCAGUGGGCUUUUGAGUAGUGUAGUGACUUACCCAUCGUAGAUUUUAUUUAGAUAACUUAUAUUUUAGGGUUUAUUAUUAGUAUUAUAUGCAAUGGCUUCCUU
Molecule: messenger RNA, 644 nt
Organism: Manihot esculenta (cassava)
Lineage: Eukaryota; Viridiplantae; Streptophyta; Magnoliopsida; Malpighiales; Euphorbiaceae
Product: SKP1-like protein 1A
Exons: 1
Coding region: 57-560 (167 amino acids)
Biological process (GO): SCF-dependent proteasomal ubiquitin-dependent protein catabolic process
Cellular component (GO): nucleus; cytoplasm
Molecular function (GO): cullin family protein binding
Source: RefSeq, a predicted model, not a curated record